AUUGGAAAUGGAAUUUUGUUAAAUCGACAUGUCAUCUUUUUUUUUCAAAAUUUGUAGUGUAUAAUUUCAAGAUGUUCUCUGAACUACAGUUUCAACUUGCAAUUGCUCUUUUACUAUUUAUAUCAAUAUCCUUAUGUGAAGAUAGACAAAAAAAAUCAAAAGAUUCUUCUAUAGAGGCUACACAAACAGCCACACAGACAACUGGUUCCAGACCGUUAAGUGCUUCUGCACCCUAUCAAGCUCCAAGGUCAGUUUCUUACCCGUUUGGUGAUGAGGAUAUGGUAAACAAUGAUAUGUUAAACAAAUCUGCAACAUCAGAAGCAAAUUGUGCUGAUGAGAAUGAGUUUAUAGAAUAUAAACCUGAAUGCACUGGUCCAGUUGAAGGAGUUGAUGAAAUUUAUGUUACAUGUUUGAAAAAUGACUUGACUGUGGAACCAACCGACUCCAUCUAUUCAUCUUCAAGUAGUGCAAGUACAAGCCCAUUUAAUUUACCUUCAUUAAUUUGCAAAAGGUGUGAUUUACAGAAAAAUCCUGAAAAUACUGCAGUGAUAAUAAAUUGUGUUAAUUGUUUCGACGUGGGAAAUCCUUUGGACAGAACAGAACCAGCGUAAAUUUAUUUUGCACUGCGUCCUACCUUGAAAUAAAAAAUUAUACCAAAACAAAUCGUGUUUUGAAGGAUUUUUAAUUUUCAAGGAGGUUUAUUUUCAUUGUGUUGGUACCUCUGAAUUUUGAUGUUUGUGGAGUUUGGAUUGGUUAGUUAUGUGAAUUUUGAAGCUAAAAUUUUGAUGAAAAACAAUAAAAAAUGUGGCAUAGAAAUUUGAGACAUCUGUGGCAUUCAUCCAAGCCUGUUCUAGGAUUCUCUUCUACUACUGCUCCAGUGAAAAGAGUUGCUCAUGAAACUGUAGUGUCUGAUAUAAGUAAAUUUGUGGUUGGUGAUACCAUUCACUGUUUUGAAGUUAAAGAAAUUAAAGAAAUCUCAGAGUUCAAAGUAGUUGCCCUUCUACUAGUACACGAGAAGACAAAAUCAGAAUAUCUCCAUCUGUUCCGGAAUGAUUUGAAUAAUGUGUUUUCCAUUAAUUUCCGAACAACACCUAAAAAUAGUACAGGCGUACCUCAUAUAUUGGAACAUAUAGUUCUGUGUGGAUCAGAAAUGUACCAAGUGAGGGAUCCAUUUUUUAAAAUGUUAAAUAGAUCUUUGGCAACCUUUAUGAAUGCUAUGACUGGUUCAGAUUUCACAAUGUAUCCUUUUAGCAGUCAGAAUUUGACUGAUUAUAGAAAUUUACAAAAAAUAUAUUUGGAUGCAGUGUUUAGACCUCAACUUAAAGAAUUAGAUUUUAUGGAAGAAGGUUGGAGGCUGGAGAAUGUUGAUUUGAAUGAUGUGAAAUCACCAUUGUUUUUAACUGGUGUAGUAUACAAUGAAAUGAAGGGAGCAUUCUCAGAAAACGAAAGAAUAUUAGGUCAGAAGUUACAAAAUCUGAUUUUACCUGACCAUACAUAUGGUGUUAUAUCUGGUGGUGAUCCUAUGAAAAUACCUGACUUAACUUGGGAUGAUUUGAAGAACUUUCAUAAAAAUCAUUACCAUCCCAGCAAUGCAAGAUUUUAUUCUUAUGGAAAUUUUCCAUUAAUUCCUUCCCUUGAAUACCUAAACAAUGAAUAUUUAUCAAAAUAUAACUUUUUAUCUCCAGACCACACUAAAGUUCCAUCUCAAAAAUAUUGGACAAGCCCUAAACAAGAACAUAUUUAUGGUCGUUUUGAGAAUAUGGGUGAUAUUAUUGAAAAACAGAACUCAGUACUAAUAUCUUUAUUAAUGUCUGAUAUUACAGACAUUUAUGAGACAUUCACACUACAAUUCAUAAGUGAAUUACUCAUUAGAGGUUCAAACGCUCCAUUUUAUAGGACCAUGAUUGAACCAAACUUUUCUGGUGGUUUCACUCAAACAACGGGUUUUGAUAAUCAGCCGAAAAAUAGUAUUUUUACAGUGGGACUCCAAGGUUUGAAAAAAGGAGACAUGCAUAGAGUUUCUAAAAUUUUUGAUUAUACUAUUGAUAAAGUUAUAGAAGUUGGAUUUGAUGAAAAACACAUUGAUUCUGUAUUACAUAGAAUUGAGUUGUCAUUAAAACAUGAAACAUCGAAUUUUGGACUAAAUUUACUUUUUGGCAUCGUACCUAUUUGGAAUCACAAUGGACAGAUAUUGAAAGCAAUGGAAAUAAAUAAAUUGAUUGAAAAAUUGCAAGAAAAUAUACGGGAAAAUCCAAAGUACCUGCAAGAAAUGGUCAGAAAAUAUUUCAAAGACAACUGUCACCGUUUAACAAUAACAAUGACACCUGAUGUAGAGUAUGAGGACAAAUUGAAUGUAGAAGAAAAAAGAUUAACAGAAAAAAAGGUCGCAAAGCUUUCUCAGGAAGAAAGAGAAGAGCUGUUCAAGAAGAAUUUAAAAUUGAAAGAUCGACAAUCUAAACCUCAAAAUACUGAAAUUCUUCCUACAUUGGGUAUAGAGGAUGUGAGCACUGAAGUAGAAAGAAUUCCUGUUAUACAUACCAAUAUAGGACAUAUUCCUGUACAAAUAAACACAGUAAAUAGUAAUGGCAUUGUUUAUUUUAAGGGAAUUUUGAGUACUGUGCAUUUAUCUCCAGAGCAACAAAUGCUUUUACCCAUAUUUUGUUAUGUCAUAAACAAAUUGGGUACUUCCAAAAUGGAUUAUAAAGAGUUCGAUAGUUUAGCUCAAAGGAAAACUUCAGGUUUAGAUUUUAAUAUUCAUAUUGGAGAAAGUUUGUAUACCUUACACAAUUAUGAACCGGGGGUGGUAAUAUCUAGUUUCUGUCUUGAAAAGAAUUUAGAAGAUAUGUGGGAAUUGUGGUCUCAACUAUUUAACCUGGAUCAGUUAGAAGAUGUUACAAGAUUUAAAACCUUGGUCCAGUUGUAUAUGGCAAAUUUGUCACAAGGAUUAGCUGAUGAAGGACAUAUUUAUGCAAUGCAGGCUGCAGCUGCUUUAGUUUCAGGGUCUUCAAGUCAAAAAGAACAUUUGACUGGAUUACAACAUAUUGCAUACAUGAAAAGAUUGAUGAGUGUAUCAAACUAUCCAGCUAUGCUGAGGGCCAUAUUUGGAAUUGGAAAAGCAAUUUUUAAUGAGAAAAACUUGAGAUGUUGUCUCAAUGCUUCACAGGAGCAAUUACCUGUUGUAUUACAAUCCUUCCGAAAAUUUGUCAAUGAGAUACCAGAAACUUCAACAGUUCCUCUAUGUGAUAAAACUUAUGUAACUGGAAAAGUUCUCACCCCUAAGAAUGGAACUCAAUGCCAGCAUCAGGUUCUGAAUGUGCCUGUUAAUUACUGUAGUAAAUCUAUUUUAACUGUACCCUACUCAAAUCCGGAAUAUGCAAGACUUCGUGUACUUGCCAGGCUACUGACAUACAAAUAUCUUCUUCCGAAUCUUAGAGAAAGGUAUGGCGCUUAUGGAGGGGGCGCCAAGUUAACUACAGAUGGAGUAUUCACAUUCUUCAGUUAUAGAGAUCCCAGAAAUCUGCAAACUCUAGAUGUUUUCGAUCAAACUAAAGAGUGGUUGAAGACAGAGCUAGCUAAGGUUUCCCCACAAGAAAUCAUAGAGGCCAAGUUGGGAGUAUUUCAAUCGAUAGAUCAACCAGUUCCUCCUUGCAAUAAAGGGUGCAAUGAGUUUUAUUUAAGGUUAACCCCAGAUGUAUUACAAAGUCACAGAGCUGAAGUUAUGGCUGUGACUCAUAAGGAUUUACAUGAUGUUGGCUUCAAAUAUUUAUCGAAUGGUAUACAAUCAGUGGUUGGAAAAGUUAUAAUGGGAUCUAAAACAGAUUGUGAUACUAGUAAAAGGAAAAACGAACUAUGGACAAUUGUGGAUAAUUCCUAAUAUAGUAAAUUCUGAAUUGUAGUUACCAGUUCUACAAAUACAUGCAACUCCUUCAUUUGUU
Messenger RNA from Harmonia axyridis, 3935 nucleotides. Its product is annotated as presequence protease, mitochondrial. Gene Ontology annotation, cellular component: mitochondrial matrix. Gene Ontology annotation, molecular function: metal ion binding. NCBI's taxonomy places the organism in Eukaryota, Metazoa, Arthropoda, Insecta, Coleoptera, Coccinellidae. Bases 803 to 3874 code for a protein of 1023 amino acids. The transcript has 6 exons. The record is from RefSeq and is a predicted model, not a curated record. Gene Ontology annotation, biological process: protein processing.